AUGGCGCGGGAAGAGCAGGGUCCGAUCUCCUGCACCUCUGCAGCCGAGAAGGAGAUGGGAGGAGCAGAGCAAAGGGAGAAGCAGUACCGAGCCCAUCGGGGAUUCGGGGAUCGCCGCGGUGGGGUCAUCAGUGCCCGCACCUAUUUCUACGCUGACGAGGCCAAGUGUGACCAGCAUAUGGAGACUUUCCUCCGCUGCAUCGACGCCUCAAGUGGCAGCUCAGAGGACGGCUUCUCGGCCAUCAAGCUGACGGCGCUGGGCAGACCUCAGUUCCUGCUGCAGUUCUCAGAGGUGCUGGUGAAGUGGCGGAGGUUCUUCCACCAAAUGGAAGCAGAGCAGGGCCAGGCCGGGCGGGCAGUGCUGGAGAUGAAGCUGGAGGCGGAGAAGCUGCAGGAGGCCCUGGCCAACCUCGGCAUCGCAACCAAGGCGGAGAGCCAGCACUGGUUCACAGGCGAGAACCUGGGUGUAAGCGGCACUGUGGACCUGCUGGACUGGAACAGCCUGAUCGACAGCCGCACCAAGCUCUCCAAGCUGCUGCUCGUCCCCAACAUGCAGACUGGGCAGCUGGAGCCUUUGCUCUCACGCUUCACUGAGGAGGAGGAUCUGCAGAUGAAGCGGAUGCUGCAGCGGAUGGACGUCCUUGCCAAGAGAGCCACGGAGAAGGGCGUGAGGCUGAUGGUGGACGCGGAGCAGAGCUACUUCCAGCCAGCUAUCAGCCGCCUCACUCUGGAGAUGCAGCGCCGCUUCAACAGGGAUCGGGCGAUCAUCUUCAACACCUACCAGUGCUACCUGAAGGAGGCUUACGACAAUGUGACGGUGGACGUGGAGCUGUCACGCCGGGAGGGCUGGCACUUCGGAACCAAGCUGGUCCGUGGUGCCUACAUGGAGCAGGAGCGGGAGAGGGCAGCCCAGAUUGGCUAUGAGGAUCCCAUCAACCCCACCUACGAGAAGACCAACGAGAUGUACCACAGGUGCCUGGACUAUAUCCUGGAGGAGAUCAAGCACAGCCGCAAAGCCAACGUGAUGGUGGCAUCUCACAAUGAGGACACGGUGAAGUUCACCCUGCGCAGGAUGAUGGAGCUCGGGAUCCAUCCCUCAGAGAAGAAGGUGUACUUUGGGCAGCUGCUGGGCAUGUGUGACCAGAUCACCUUCCCCCUGGGUCAGGCUGGCUUCCCCGUCUACAAGUACGUGCCCUACGGCCCAGUGAACGAGGUGCUGCCCUACCUGUCCCGGAGAGCCCAGGAGAACAGGGGCUUCGUCCAGAGGGCGAACCGGGAGCGGGACCUCCUCUGGAGGGACGUCAAGAGGCUGCUCCUCGCGGGCAGCGCCCGGGGUCUCUCGUGCCUUCACCUAUAA
Messenger RNA from Pygoscelis adeliae (Adelie penguin), 1356 nucleotides. Its product is annotated as proline dehydrogenase 1, mitochondrial-like. The coding region runs from base 1 to 1356 and encodes 451 amino acids. The transcript is spliced from 13 exons. Gene Ontology annotation, cellular component: mitochondrion. The record is from RefSeq and is a predicted model, not a curated record. Gene Ontology annotation, molecular function: FAD binding; proline dehydrogenase activity. Lineage: Eukaryota; Metazoa; Chordata; Aves; Sphenisciformes; Spheniscidae.